Messenger RNA from Nasonia vitripennis (jewel wasp), 3357 nucleotides. RefSeq names its product glucose dehydrogenase [FAD, quinone]. The transcript is spliced from 4 exons. Gene Ontology annotation, molecular function: flavin adenine dinucleotide binding; oxidoreductase activity, acting on CH-OH group of donors. Bases 520 to 2394 code for a protein of 624 amino acids. The record is from RefSeq and is a predicted model, not a curated record. NCBI's taxonomy places the organism in Eukaryota, Metazoa, Arthropoda, Insecta, Hymenoptera, Pteromalidae.
AGAGAGAGAAAGAAAGAGGAGAAGGAGCAGAACGCGAACGCGAACGCCAGUUACAUCGGUACAGUACCGUAACGCGCCUCCUGCCGGCUCGCAAGCACUCCGAACAAGCGGCUCUCCGUAUAACAACACUUGCGCUUUCGUUCGCACGCGCGCGCACGCGAUCUUCGGGCUUUGUUUUUCGAAGAAAACAAAUUUCUUAUUUCCAUCGUUGAUAGGACUGUGUGCUGAAAUGGCUUGCCUCGAUGCGCCACGAAGGACCUGAGGAUAGAGGCUCUCUGCGAUUCGAUCGACGUGGUGCGGUGUGAUGUGCAACGGAAAUCGGUGUACGUUUUACCAAAGGAUGCUCGAGUCAACCAAACAGCCCCGAUCGUAACAUGCGCGAUCUCGCUCUUCGCCGGCAGAUCAUCGGUGCAGAGGAAGUGCGGAGAGCCUCCAGGCCGCCUGACGGCUACUUCUGACCCUCGUGGAACGCGGCUACGGAGAGACUUAUUGUACAGCAGAUCAAGCGUAUAGCGAAACAUGGUGCUGAGCACGAUAGUCGUGACGUCGGCGCUAAAGGGCGCGAUCGGCCUGGUAGGCACGGGGCUGUGGCUGGUCCCGCUGCUCAUCGCCGGUCUCUCCUACUAUCACUAUGAUCAAUUGGAUCCGGAGAGCCGGCCGAUCGAUCGCUAUCCCCUGGACGCCGAGUACGACUUCGUGGUGAUAGGCGGCGGCUCGGCUGGUGCGGUGGUGGCCAGUCGACUCUCGGAGAUCAUGCACUGGAAGGUCCUGCUGCUGGAGGCAGGACCCGACGAGAACGAGAUAACGGAUGUCCCGUCACUCGCCGCCUAUCUCCAGCUGACCAAGCUCGACUGGAAAUACAAGACCGAGCCGAACGGAAGGUCCUGUCUGGCCAUGAAAGGCGGCCGCUGCAACUGGCCCCGAGGUAAGGUGCUCGGGGGCUCCAGCGUGCUCAACUACAUGCUCUACGUCAGAGGUAACCGGCACGACUACGAUCACUGGGAGGCACUUGGCAACCCAGGCUGGGGCUACGAUCAGGCUCUGUACUACUUUAAGAAAUCGGAGGACAACCGUAAUCCUUACUUGAGGAACAGUCCGUACCACGGCACUGGUGGUUAUCUGACUGUGCAGGAGUCACCGUGGAGAACACCCCUUGUAGUGGCAUUCGUGCAGGCGGGGACCGAAAUCGGCUACGAGAACCGCGACAUUAACGGGGAGUACCAGACCGGCUUCAUGAUCGCCCAGGGGACCAUCCGAAGAGGAACCAGGUGUUCGACGGCGAAGGCUUUCCUCAGACCGGUCAGAUUGAGGAAGAACCUGCACACGGCGAUGAAAGCUCACGUGACAAGGAUCCUCAUAAACUCGGUGACAAUGAAGGCGACGGGGGUUGAGUUCGUGCGCGACGGUCACAGACAGCAAGUGAGAGCCAGAAAAGAGGUCAUCCUGUCGGCCGGCGCCAUCAACAGCGCCCAGAUACUCAUGCUGUCUGGAAUCGGCCCAAGGGAGCAUCUCCAGGAGAUGGGCAUCCCGGUUCUCAAGGAUCUCCGGGUUGGCGACAAUAUGCAGGACCACGUGGGCAUGGGUGGACUGACCUUCCUCGUGGACAAGCCCGUAGCCAUAGUGCAGGACCGAUUCCAGGCUGCGCCUAUGACGAUGCAUUAUGUGGCCAACGGUAGGGGUCCAAUGACAACCCUUGGCGGCGUCGAGGGCUACGCGUUCGUUAACACCAAGUACGCCAACGCCACCGGCACCUAUCCUGAUAUCCAAUUUCACAUGGCGCCGGCCUCCAUCAACUCUGAUGCCGGUGUCCAGGUGCGCAAGGUCCUCGGCAUCACCGACGAAGUCUACAACACGGUCUACCGUCCAAUCGCCAACAAGGACGCCUGGACCAUCAUGCCGUUACUGCUGAGACCUCGGUCGCGAGGCACAGUCCGCCUGCGCAGUUCAAACCCCUACCAAAGCCCAAAAAUCGACGCCAACUACUUUGACGAUCCGCACGACAUCGCUACCUUGGUGGAAGGUGCUAAGAUAGCCAUGCAGGUGAGCGAAGCCAAAGUCUUCAAGCAGUUUGGCUCGAGGGUACAUCGAAUCAAACUGCCCGGAUGCAAGCACCUCGAGUUUGCUUCGGACGAUUACUGGGAGUGCCACAUUCGUCAUAUAUCGAUGACGAUCUAUCAUCCGGUGGGAACUGCAAAGAUGGGACCAGCCUACGAUCCAGAAGCCGUUGUGGAUCCUCGAUUAAGGGUCUACGGAGUAGAGGGACUCAGGGUCAUCGAUGCUUCGAUAAUGCCCACGAUCAGUAGUGGAAACACUAAUGCUCCUGUAAUCAUGAUUGCCGAAAAGGGCUCAGAUUUGAUUAAAAAUGACUGGGCUGCCGUUGAGAAUGCCUUGUAAUUGUGUACCGGUAUUCCGAACGUAUUCUUUUCGUUUUUGUUACAAUGUAAAUAUUCGACGAUUGUAUAAUAUUAAGCAUGUGAGGAUUGUGUGCCUAUUAUACAUUGUUAUUUCCACACAAAAGGAGAAUUCUUGAUAUUUGUCGUGUAAAAAGAGUAAAUAGGAUAAUCAGUGCUCUUCAAAGAGAUAGUCACAGUAAAACAGUUGAUAGAUUUUUAAUGUUAUAUAAAUACUUAAUUGUUUAGACAGGAAUGCGUAUUCGGCAAAUUAUGAAAAUAUAUAAAUUCAUAACGUUACGUCAUUUUUAAGAUUGAUGAUAAUGUAUAAAAAAAGUCUCGAUUCAAAAAUAGAUCUAAUGUUUGGUGUUAUCGAUGAAUUGAGAAAAAAAGCAAAAAAUGAGACAAAACAUUCUAAUGUUAUGUGUAUGUAUGAUAAGUGCAUAUAAGUCAAAUUAAUUACUGUACGCUUAAAGAUUUGUGAAAUAGCAAUACUUUUUCACUUCUUAGACUUGUAAGCCCACGCUAAUUUAAAUUUGCGUGAACGUUCUCAGGUAUUAUUAAGCUGCUUGUGCCAUAACACUUGUUUAUUAUAGACUUUUUAUCUGAUAAUUAGUAAAUAAGAAUCAAAAAUAAAAAUUACUACCGACACUAAAGAAUAUUAUCGUUUAUGUUAAGUUUGUAGAGAGAUUGCGCUAAAAUAUCAGUGAACUAUUUAAAAUACUGUCUUCAUACGUACUUUCGUAGUUAUUGCUUGAAAUAUAAGUGCAAAAUACAGUACGAAUUAUCUAUCAGCACAAUAUACUUAUUUUACAGUAAUUUGUAUCAAAACAACAUCGAUUACGUGAUUGUACUUAUUGGAGUUAUAGCGCAAUGCCCUCAUAAAGAUGUAAAUUUUUUGUAUAAAAUAAUGUUUGUUGUAUAGCUAUAUAAUAGUAUUAAAAUAAACUUUUUAUAUUGUUAAUGA